CAUGCUUUUCCUUGUAGUUUCCAGGCAAAAGUGUUAAGACUUUUCAUAACAAGAAAACAAGAAACAAAUUGGAGCCUUUUCAUUCUACCUUCCAUUUUGUUCAGAAAGCACAUCAAACUUCAUCAAAUUAAAGCAACGGACGUGAUGGUUGGUUUUAAUGAAGAAACUGAAAUGCUUAUAGAGCAACUUGUGAGAGGACAUCGGCAAUUAGAUGUGAUCUCAAUAUUUGGAAUGCUAGGACUCGGAAAAACAACUUUGGCUAAGAAAUUUUAUGAUCAUGAAGCAAUUUCCAAUCGCUUCGAUAUUCGCUUGUGGUGUUGUUCUUCCCAAUCUUAUAAUAAUAGAGCUCUCUUGUUUGAAUUAUUAGGUCAUAUUUGUGAGAUUGAUGAUUUUAUUAAAGAAAAAAGUGAUGAUGAGUUAGCUGAGAAGCUUUAUAGAUAUUUGAAGGGAAAGAGGUACCUUAUUGUAGAGGAUGAUGUGUGGAGUCCUAAUGCAUGGGAUGAUAUAGAGAGACCGUUUCCCGAUGAUAAUAAAGGAAGUAGAAUUAUUUUGACAACUAGACUUGAAUCAAUUGCCACGUAUGCCAUGAUCAAUUCGAGUCCUCAUCAUCUUCGCUUGUUCACAGAAGAAGAAAGUUGGAUGCUACUGAAGGAGAAGGUAUUCAAAGAAGACAAUUAUUAUCCUCAACAACUCGAGGAUAUAGGUAAGCAAAUCGCGACAAAGUGUGGAGGAUUACCACUUGCAAUUGUAUUGGUAGCUGGUGUUCUUGCAAAUAAUGAUAAGGAAGUAAUUCAUUGGCAACAAGUAAGGGAACGUUUGAAGUUAAAAAUGCAAGGUUGUAUGGAUAUAGUUGAAUCGAGUUAUCAACACUUACCCGUUCAUUUGCAGAAUUGUUUUCUCUACUUUGGUUCAUUUCUAGAGGGUGAGAAAGUUCCUGUUCAAAAAUUGAUACGACUAUGGAUCGCAGAAAAUUUUGUUGAAGCUAGUAGUACUACAUUGAAGAGCUUAGAGAUGGUUGCAAUGGAUUAUUUGAUGGAUUUAAUUAGGAGCAACCUAGUGAUGGUGGCUAAUAUAAAUUCCUCAGGGGAGCUUAAAGCUGUCUAUAUUCAUGAUGUAAUACAUGAAUUUAGCUUGAGGAAAGCUAAAGUUGGCAACUUUUUGCUGAGGAUAAAUGACCGGCUUGUUUAUAUACUUCCAUCUUCCAAAGGUCGCUCUGGACGCAUAUAUAUCUUAGCACCUUCCGGAUGAAAUAUCAACACCUUAAGGACGGAGAGUUUUCUAACCUUAAAGUUUUGAAAUUAAAGAAACUAGGACUCUCGGAAUGGACUGCCUCUGAUGACUCGUAUCCCAACCUAGAGCAAGUACUGGUGCACGGGUGUUGGAAACUAGAGGAAAUUCCUUAUAGUUUUGGGAGUAGUUGCUCAAUGCAACUUAUUGAGGUAAGAUCAUGUUGUGACUCCGCAGUAAAUGCUGCCCUCAAAAUUAAAGAAACACAAAUUGAGGAGAUGGGGAAUUCUGAAUUCAAGGUUAUUAUUUGUAAGUAAAGUCACAAGCCUGAUUCCGAAGGGUUGUUUUAAUUAGGUUUCUUGUCAUAUUAUUUAAUUAAAUAUGUAAAUGAAAUGCUAUGCAUGGUAUGUAAUGCCAUCCUAUAAUUGCUUGAUCUAAGAGUCUAAUAGAUUGAGUGGCCUCCUUAGAGGACUCUUGCUGCAGUAGGACAGUUAGUAAUCUGAAAGGUCUUGGGAGUGAUUGACUGUCCCCAAUUAUUUAGGGACAGUUACUCAAAAGGGCAGCCCGGUUCACUAAGCUCCUGCUAUGCGCAGGGUC
Nicotiana attenuata is the source of this 1824-nucleotide messenger RNA. Its product is annotated as putative late blight resistance protein homolog R1B-14. The transcript is spliced from 2 exons. The record is from RefSeq and is a predicted model, not a curated record. Lineage: Eukaryota; Viridiplantae; Streptophyta; Magnoliopsida; Solanales; Solanaceae. Gene Ontology annotation, molecular function: ADP binding. Gene Ontology annotation, biological process: defense response to other organism. Bases 145 to 1248 code for a protein of 367 amino acids.